AGUGGAAAAUGUAUUAUUAUAAAUGGCGCUAUUCACUAUAGUUGCAUUUUUAUCUAUUUUAAUAUAUUUACUUUGCGUUAAUACGUGCGGCAGAUGUUAAUUUGUGAAUGCGGCAAAAACAAAUAAAUAACAUUUAGGCAUUAUUAAAGCCUUUCCGUGCAGGCACUUUCUUGGACAGCCACCUCCACCACCAGUGAUCCUGGUGAAGGACCCGUGCAGUCCACUAUGGCGGCGCCCGGUGGAAGUUUAAACUGUGAGGACUAUUCAAUGUUUCAGGAGGUACUGAAGGUGAUGCGCACUAUAGACGACCGCAUUGUCCAUGCCCUGAACACCACCGUGCCCACAGUCUCCUUCUCAGGCAAAGUGGAUGCCACACAAACCUGCAAACAGCUCUAUGAAUCUAUGAUGGAGGCUCAUCUUAGCAGAGACAAAGCUAUCAAGGCUUGUAUAGCUCAAACAUCAGAGGUGGUGGGACAGCUGCGUGAGCAAAGAGCAAAAGACAAUGAAAACAUGGCACUAAUCAAACAGCUCAGGAAGGAGCAAACCAAAUUAAAGCUGAUGCAGUCAGAGCUGAACGUUGAAGAAGUUGUAAAUGACAGAAGUCUGAAGGUUUUCAACGAAAGGUGCAGAAUCCACUACACGCCUCCGAAGGUGAAAUGAAGUCCUGCUUCAUGAAAGGAGCUCUUUCACUCGAGGUUUAAAUCCAGGCUGGAGCUGAAACUGUGAACUGCUGCUGAGUCCUCGCUGCAGGCUGUUCACCACCCAGACAUCUCUGACCUCUUCCCCGACACACAAAUAUAUUCCAGUGUCAUUACUGUAUUAAUUUACCAUCAUUGUAAAACAGUUGCCCGUGUGCUUCUUCCAAGACAAAAUUAUUGUACAAAAAAAGAGUUUUUUAAAAAUGGAGUCAAAUGUUUGUCUGAGUUUGAAAUCAUUUGUUGACCUUAAACGUCCUUUUUACAUGUAUUGAAUUCAAAUGUUUACUAUGCACUGUCUUCAUCAGGAAUUGGUUCAACAACUGCUGGGUUGAUGGAUUACUGUGACAU
Messenger RNA from Haplochromis burtoni (Burton's mouthbrooder), 1046 nucleotides. It is a transcript of the gene mix23, whose product is annotated as mitochondrial matrix import factor 23. Gene Ontology annotation, cellular component: mitochondrial intermembrane space; mitochondrion. NCBI's taxonomy places the organism in Eukaryota, Metazoa, Chordata, Actinopteri, Cichliformes, Cichlidae. The transcript has 5 exons. The coding region runs from base 226 to 660 and encodes 144 amino acids. The record is from RefSeq and is a predicted model, not a curated record.